AGUGUAAUUGGUAAUAAAGCUUGUUGUGCAAGCAUUGUUUGCUUAGUUUACUUUCAGCUGACUUAUUCAUUAAAACAGUGUUUAAAUUUGUUCAUCAAUAAAGUAAAAAACGUAAAUUUUUCCCGUUCGCAUGGCUAAUGCCUGUGUUUUAAAUAAAGUCAAUAAAAGAAUGCUGACCAGCAGCAGCAGCAGCAGCUGUGAGUCAGGAGACUCAUCUACGAAUUCAUCAAGUGAUAGUGACAGUUCCGAUGAUGAACCAAAACGAGCUACAUAUCAUGAAUGGAGAUCAUAUUUAAUGAAGAUGGAAGUUCCUUUCCGAACUGAUGUUCAAACAACUAAUGUUCACAGAAAUGGUACAACAUCUCAUAAUUCUUACAGAGCGGGUGGUGAAACAACUAAUCUUCACAGAAAUGGUACAUCAACUCAUACUUCACACAGAACGGAAGCACCAACUCGAAGUCCUUACAGAGCUGUUGUCUCAACUCAUAAUUCUAACAGAACGGAUCCACCAACUCCUAGUCCUUAUAGAAAUGGUACAACUCCUAACCCUUACAGAACUGAUGGACAAACAGCUAAUCUUCAAAGAAAUGGUACAGCUCCUAAUCCUUACAGAACUGAUGGACAAACAGCUAAUCCUCACAGAAAUGGUACAACAACAUCCAAUUCUCACAAAAAUGGUGCACCAACUCCGGGUCCAAUCCAAACCACUCAAAAUACUCAAUCAGUUCUUAACCGUAUCAAAGCUACUUCAGCAGCUAUAAAUCCUAUCAGAACUGUUACUCCAGCUCAUACUAGAACUAUUACGUCAGCUCCUAAUGUCACAACUGUUUCUUCUCCUAUUUCUCGUUCUAAACCUACUACACUAGUUCCUAAGUAUAUCAGAACUGUUCAAGCCAUUAAAAACGUCAAUACUGUUCCUCCAACUUCUAAAGGUAUCCAAACUGUUACACCAGAAUUAUCUGCUAGUUUGAGAUCAAUUUAUGAAACUUUCUGGUCACUCAAUUCAGCCGCCAAACUCAUCCAUGUUAAAUCCCAGUUGGAUGAACCGUCUAAAAUUUAUGUACAUAAAUUGAUCAAAGCUCAUUCAAAUCUGGUCCAAGAAAAUAGUCGUUUGAAAAAGGAAAAGCAAGAUUUAAUCAAUGUUAUCAAAAAGAUAGGAAUAGCUAUCAACAAUGAAACGAUUGCGAAUCUUAUAGACCCCGCAAGAUCUACUCAACCAAAAAAUAGCUAAUCUAAUCACCUAAAGUUUUUAUCACCCCAAGUGUUCUUCAUGAUCAUUCAACAUGUACAAAAUUUUAAACUUCUGUUAUUGUACUUUCCGAUUCUAAAAAUAUCAUGUCUCACUAUUUACACCAUAGUGAAAAUAUUUAUUCAGUUAAAUUCAUUAAUUUCUAAUUCCAUAACUACCAUCUGUUCAUUUUUAAUAUUGUAUGCACUUCAAGCUUUCCAAAGUGAUGUAAAUAUACUUACAAAUGAUAAAUUUUAACUAAAUGACUCAUUAUUCCACGACUUUGACUGAUUCACAAUUCGCGCCUGAUUCUGUAAGUGUUUUAUUAAAUGCUUUUUAAAUC
Tetranychus urticae (two-spotted spider mite) is the source of this 1571-nucleotide messenger RNA. NCBI's taxonomy places the organism in Eukaryota, Metazoa, Arthropoda, Arachnida, Trombidiformes, Tetranychidae. The record is from RefSeq and is a predicted model, not a curated record.